This is a messenger RNA of Biomphalaria glabrata, 5569 nucleotides long. Its product is annotated as kinesin-like protein KIFC3. The record is from RefSeq and is a predicted model, not a curated record. Gene Ontology annotation, biological process: microtubule-based movement. The coding region runs from base 759 to 3344 and encodes 861 amino acids. The transcript is spliced from 17 exons. Gene Ontology annotation, molecular function: microtubule binding; microtubule motor activity; ATP binding. Lineage: Eukaryota; Metazoa; Mollusca; Gastropoda; Planorbidae.
CGCGGCCGACGUUGGUCUUAUAAGUCUCCUUUCUGUUUAAUUUAGUUACCUGUCUAUUUAUGUGUUUUCUUUUAUCUCAACCCCACCCGUCUCUCAUGGCGUUCAUUCAACGCCCCGAGACUACUAAAACUAGAUCUAGUUUUUGUCGUGUAGGCGGAAUGAGCGUGUCGUGUGUAGUCGCUAAAACAUGCUCAGACCUUAUGAAUAAAGCCUAAUCGUACUUCUCCUACUAAGGUGUGUUUCGUUUCGCUUGAAACUUUCCUCGUUCAUUUUUAGCCAACUCGGGUCAGAAUGUGUUCAAAUAUUGGCGCUGUCUGACUCGCUAAUUUUGUUUUGUUUCGCAUUCAAAAAUCUGUUAGUUACCGUCUGCUUUGUUUUUUUGUCUCGUGUUGACUCUUGUGCUCGCGUCUGUUGACUGUCUCCCGGUGUAAAUACGGAUGCGCUAUGACCAUGAGUUGCCCGGAAUGGAAAUCCUGCUAAUGACUUGGUCAACAUGUAAAUACGAGCAGCCGAUUAGACUCUUCUGACUUUUACGUCACAAAAUGUCUCAAAAACGUUAACAUUGGUGGCAGGAGUCCCAGUGUUGGAGAAUUGCUUAUUUAACCAACCGUUUCGGAGUUAGCAGUUUUAAUAAUAACAAUAAUAAUAAUAUUUAUGUUAUUAUUGAUUGUGUACAAUUCUUGAAAUGGAUUAUUUAUUUGUGUAUUCAUAAAAAAAAGAUUUUCAUUGAAGGCCAUUGCUGAUUGCAAAGGAGAAAAAUGUCUCAAAGAUAUAAUUCUCUGAGAUUAAAUUAUAACUGUAUUGGAGGUCAAUAUGGAAAAAUUCUGUACAUAUCUCCUGGUCUUGCACAGAAUGACCACACUACAGAAGUUGGAAGUAAAACUGUGACAUCAGACAAACACAAUGUACAGGAGACCAAUGCACUGAUCCAAGAAGAAACCAAGAAAAGAACAGAACAUUUGGAGAGAAUUCACAAAGACACUCUCCAAGAUAAAGAUGUGACCAUCAGUAAUCUAAGGGAGCUAAUUUUGGAACAUGAAAGAAAGGUUUUUGAGUUGGAAAGUAAAACUGAAGGAAACUCCAAAUUUGGAACUACUCCAUCUUCCAUUCAGACACACUCUAGUCCAACAGCCAAGCUUUUAGACCAAAUUGACCAACUCCAAAGAGAAAAAGAACAUCUUCUCUACAAGCUGUCAGAAUAUGAAUCAACAAAUUCCAGUUCCUACAGUUCUCAGUUUCAUGGAGAUUUUGAUGAAGCUGUUCAAAUGGGCUCCUGUACAACAGACACAGAAAAAGAAUUGAUGCUGAUGAAGAGAGAUAAACAUUAUUUAGAUCAAGAAAUCAAGAAAUUGAAAGCAGAAAACCAAAAACUGCGUCACAUUUUGGGUAAAUGUGGUGUAGUUGUUUCACAAGUUGUUUCCCAUGAAAAACAAAAUGGUCUCAUCAGCAGUCCAGGGGAUAGAACUCUGUUAAAAUCUGUGCACAUUUCUUCAGAUAGUUCAGUUAUUUCCCUUGAUCAGCAGUUGUUAUUACUGAAACAGGAGCUUGACUACCAGAUCAAUGAAAUUGAAAAAAGUGACCUUAAGCCUGAUUCACAAGUUUCAGGUGGAAAAUUGACUCAUGUGCAGUCGUCAGGCAAGCUUGGUCUGGAGCAGGAAGUCUAUCAGCUCAAAGAAGAGCUCCGGAAAAAAAUUCUUGAUUCAGACAUAGUCAACACAGCUUUCUUUCAAUUGAAGGCAGCAUAUGUGUCCUUGAAAGAAGAGGUCAAGGACAUGCCUAGAAAUAUGGGCAUGCUCAUGUCACAGGUUCAGAAGCAGAUUCAACAAACUCUUGCAGAGGUCAAUGCCAAGAACAAAGAGCUUGUUGAGAAAUAUUUGAGAGAAAUGAAGCUACGCAAGAAAUUGCACAAUGAAUUAGUAGAUUUAAAAGGCAAUAUUCGUGUCUUUUGCCGAAUUCGUCCUAGCAUCAAGGAGGAUGGAACAGAGGAGAAUGACAUUGUGGUAUCAGUUGACUCGAAUGAUGACACACUGGUGGCUGUCAACAACAAUGGCAAGACACAGAUGUUUGAUGUGGAUAAAGCCUUUAGCAUGAACAGUUCUCAGACACAAGUUUUUGAAGAAGUUUCAUCUCUGGUGCGAUCUGUUAUUGAUGGCUACAAUGUCUGUAUAUUUGCUUAUGGCCAGACUGGAUCUGGGAAAACUUUCACUAUGGAGGGUCCUCAAUCUGAUCCUGGCAUCAACCAGAGAGCUCUUCAGUUACUGUUUGAAGAAACAAAGAGCAGUGAAUGGCAGUAUGAAAUCACAGCCAGUGUCAUGGAGAUCUACAAUGAGACAAUGAGAGACCUGCUCAAUGUGGACACAGCCAACAAACUGGAGAUCAGGAUGAAACCAGAAGGCGGACUCCAUGUUCCAGGGCUGGAAAAUGUCACUGUGACCUGUUUAUCAGACGUUAAUAAACUGUUUGACAUUGGCCGCAGGAACAGAGUCACAGCUUCAACUAAUAUGAAUGAACACUCUUCCAGGUCACAUUGUCUUCUGCGUGUGACAGUCACAGGACUGAAUCCAACAACAGGCAGCAAGUCAUUGGGUUAUCUCAAUCUGGUUGACUUGGCUGGUUCGGAGCGUGUGAGCAAGUCAAUGGCUGAAGGUGCCAGACUGAAGGAAGCUCAGAGCAUCAACAAGUCCUUGGCCUGUCUGGGUGAUGUCAUUCAUGCCCUUAGAAACAAGCAUGGUCAUGUUCCCUACAGAAACUCCAAACUGACUUACUUAUUACAAGACUCAUUAGGUGGUGACAGUAAAACACUAAUGAUAGUCCAAGUUUCUCCAGUGGAGAAAAAUGUGAGUGAAACAGUCUGCACUUUGACCUUUGGUCAGAGAGUUCGGAAUAUUGAGCUGGGUACAGCUACAAGAAAAGUGGAAACUGUAAAGUCUUCACUUUUAACUCCUGGAAGACCAACAAGCUUUUCCCUCAGUUUACCAGCUUCACCCACCACCUCAGAGGCAUCCACUCCUCAAGCAUCUCCUCGCUCUCCACUUUCGAUGUCUUCAUCCACUCCUCAACUGAACACAAGGAAGAGAGUAUCUUCUGCCAGCCAAAAACUUUCAACCCCUGUAGGAAGAAUAUAUGCUUCAUCUUCUUUGACAUCUGUGAGGACCACAACCACACCAUCCUCUUCCCCACCAACCACAGCGAGGAGAUUGACCAAUCUGGCAACCAAGCAGGAAGUGACGCCCACAUCCAAAUCAAAUGGUUAUUCCAUGAUCAACAAAUCCAAUCUGGCCUCUAGGCUAGUUAAAUCUGCCAGCUCGCCACAGAAUCUUAGUGCCAGAAUUGACAGAAGAUAACAAAGCUUUUUGUUUGUCUAUCACCACUUUAGUGUCUCAAGUGCCUUUAUUUGUAAUCAUUGAUUAAAUAUGUAAAUUAUUGCUUUUAUAUUAUUCACAAGGUAUUAGUCUUUGGUUUGCAUAUUUAUUUUAUGCAUAUUUAUUUGGUGAGUACAAGAAUCUAAUAACUAUAAUAAUAUCAAUAUCUUUGAUUAUGAAGAUAAAGAAUGAUUGCAGUGUGUCAUAUGCCUAUGCAGACCCAGUUGUGACCUACAUAUUUUGUGUAUCUAAUUUAAGUAAAGUUAUAAUAUUUGAGACCUAAAGAAAAACUCUUGUUGAAAACAGGCGCAGAAGACGAAAAGAAAACUUAAAUAGACACCCAGUAGACACUGGCUUUGCCAGCAUCAGGUGUGGGAAAAUAUACAGAUCGCAACUGGGUUUGCAUAGUCAUGUGAUACACUACACUCAUCCUUAAUCUUCAGAAUCGAAGACAUUGCCAUUUAAUUAAAAUUAUAACAUUAUAUAACAUAUUUCUAGCUUUCAACUGGCUUGUAUUAUAGUUUACCAGAAAUCCUUAGAUUAUUAGUAAAUAUAACUCUUUUGGUAAUGAGUAAAAAAAAGUUUUCCAAAUACAUUUUACAAUGUAAAUAUUAGGCUCCUAACACACCUGAUAAUAUUAAAAGAAUUAAAAUGUUCAACUUAAAGAAUGUGGUCAUCUUGAAAUAAAAUAUCUGAUAAUGUAAUGAUGGUACUUUUCAUGAGUAACAAAGUACAAUUACAAACAUUUAUCUGUAGUGUAUGUAUAUAAGUAGAUGUAUAUUAUAUUAUUUAUAUUUAUCCAAUAUCAAUUUAUUAGGUGAUCCUUGUUUUUUCACAGAAAUGACCUUUUUAGCCAGUCUUCUUAGCAAUAGCAAAUAAUCCAUCAUCUCUGGUUAACACUAUAUUUUACCAGGCACAUUCGGUAAAUGGUCACCUUCUGAACAGAAUAUUUCAAGUUUGAAUCCAUUUUAAGGUUGUAGUUUUAGAUUUGUUCUUUUACUGAAAUUUUGAGACAAUAUGCUUACAAUAAUAAAUACAUUGUCUAUCAAUACCUGGAAGAUUGGAAUAGACUACAUUUUCUCUAUCUAUAUCUGGUAGAUUGGAAUAGAUUACAUUUUCUCUAUCUAUAUCUGGUAGAUUGGAAUAGAUUACAUUUUCUCUAUCAAUACCUGGUAGAUUGGAAUAGAUUACAUUUUCUCUAUCUAUAUCUGGUAGAUUGGAAUAGAUUACAUUUUCUCUAUCUAUAGCUGGUAGAUUGGAAUAGGUUACAUUUUCUCUAUCUAUAUCUGGUAGAUUGGAAUAGAUUACAUUUUCUCUAUCUAUAGCUGGUAGAUUGGAAUAGGUUACAUUUUCUCUAUCAAUACUUGGUAGAUUGGAAUAGAUUACAUUUUCUCUAUCUAUAUCUGGUAGAUUGGAAUAGGUUACAUUUUCUCUAUCUAUAUCUGAUAGAUUGGAAUAGAUUACAUUUUCUCUAGCUAUAUCUGAUAGAUUGGAAUAGGUUACAUUUUCUAUAUCAAUAGCUGAUAGAUUGGAAUAGGUUACAUUUUCUAUUAAUAGCUGGUAGAUUGGAAUAGGUUACAUUUUCUAUAUCAAUAGCUGAUAGAUUGGAAUAGGUUACAUUUUCUAUAUCAAUAGCUGAUAGAUUGGAAUAGGUUACAUUUUCUAUAUCAAUAGCUGAUAGAUUGGAAUAGGUUACAUUUUCUUUAUCAAUAGCUGGUAGAUUGGAAUAGGUUACAUUUUCUAUAUCAAUAGCUGAUAGAUUGGAAUAGGUUACAUUUUCUAUAUUAAUAGCUGAUAGAUUGGAAUAGAUUACAUUUUCUAUAUCAAUAGUUGGUAGAUUGAUAGCUACGUUUGUAGUAAAAAUAUAAUGUACUAUUAGGUCUUUACAAACUAUUUUCAAUAUUUAUCAGAUUAUCAAACUAAGAUAACACCAACUGACCCUGAUGGUAAUAGCAAGUAGUUCACAUGGUUUCCUAGCCAGUGGUUCUCAGUUUUCUAUUAAUGUUGCCUUUGUUGAAAGCAUUUCUUUUUCUCAAAAUGUUUUUUUUAUGUUUUCUCCAGUGUUCUACGCCAUGUAAAAAGAAAUAUUUCUGUUCCGCUGGUAAUGCUCCCCCUUUUUAUAUAUAUAGAUUUUAUUUAUUUAGGACAACUAUUUUGGUUAGCUUUGUAGUUGAAUAUUUGGUUUGUGAAAUAAAUUAUUAUUUUUA